CUCGCCUGACCGUGUCCUACUGCCGGAGCAGCGGCCCUGGAGGGCAGCACGUUAAUAAAGUGAAUAGCAAGGCGGAAGUUCGGUUCCACCUGGCAUCAGCAGACUGGAUCCCAGAAGCUGUGAGACAAAAGAUGGCAUCGAUGCACAGGAACAAGAUAAACCGAGCUGGUGAGCUGAUUGUGAACUCUGAAGAGAGCCGCUACCAAAUGAGGAACCUGGCAAUUUGUUUAGAAAAAAUCAGAACCAUGGUCACGGAGGCUACCGAGAAGCCCAAGGUGGUGUCUAAGGAGACUACACAGCAAUUCAUAGAGAGGGUAGAAAAAAUGAACCGUGAACGACUACGACAGAAAAAGAUACACUCAAAUAUAAAACAGAGCAGGAAGGCAGACUUUGACUGAGAACAGCGGAGAUCAAAGUCCUCAGCGAACCAUUUUUUUAAAGAGAUGGCGUUGGCAGCUGUAGAUGAUGCUAACUCAUGAGCUAUAUUGAAUAAAAAUGGUCUAAGCAUGUAAAUAAAAA
Molecule: messenger RNA, 519 nt
Organism: Balearica regulorum gibbericeps (East African grey crowned-crane)
Lineage: Eukaryota; Metazoa; Chordata; Aves; Gruiformes; Gruidae
Source: RefSeq, a predicted model, not a curated record